CAUUUUUUUUUUUGUUUUUCCCUCAAACUUCAACACAUUCACUUUUCAAAAACCUAAAUUUGGAUCUAGAAAUUAAAUUUUCGACAUCAUCAUUAGCAAAAUUUAUUUAUUCUUUAGUCUCCAACUUUUCUCGUGUAAAAUUGGUAAUAGUUCAAGGCAGAUGAGCUCUUUUUACAUAUAUUUUUAAUAAUUGACUUCAAAAUUGAUAUGCGAAUCGCAAGUGAAAAUGUUCGUUAGUGUUUGUCUGAUGGCGAGAAUGCGUGGAUUUCGUGCACUCAUCAUGGGUCCGCCGGGCAGCGGCAAGGGCUAUGUGUCCGACAUGAUAGUCAAGACCUUUGGUGCCGUGCACAUAGCUGCCGGAGAUAUAUUGCGAAAGCACAUACACCAGGGUACGGCCCUGGGCAAGCAUGCCUUCCACAUGAUCAGCCAGGGCAAGCUGGUGCCCGAUCAUCUGCUGCACGGCGUCAUUGCCACGGCCGUGUACAAGGCAGAGGACCGUAACUUCAUACUGGACGGAUAUCCGCGCAAUCUGGCUCAGGCUAAGCACCUACAGGGCCUGGUCAAGCUGGACAUGGUGAUCAAUCUGAAUAUACCCGAUGAGGCCAUAGUAAACAUGCUCAAGAAUCGGCUGGUGCACAUGCCAUCGGGUCGCGUCUACAACGAGGGCUCGGCGGCCCCACGAGUGCCCGGCCAUGACGACGUGACGGGCGACCCGCUGACGCGUCGCGUCGACGACCAUCCCAAGGUGGUGCAGGCCCGAUUGGCUGCCUUCGAUAAGCAGAUGCAGCCCGUCAUUCGAUUCUAUAUGAAGCAGAAUAUUCUGUACACCAUCACUGGCAGACAGCACCGCAACCUAUGGCCGUUGGUUCAUAAAUUCUUGAAAAAACGUUGGAUCAAACGUUCUGUUCGUCCCUUCCGACCCCCAAGAAAUCUCGAUUUGGUUAAGUUAUGCUGAUUGCAAAGUGCAUGUUCAAAAAUUUUGAUAAUCCUCCGACUUAUAUAUAUUAUUUCAUAUAUAUUUACAUAUAAAUAUAUAUAAUACAAAGUUAUAUAUAUACAUAUAAAUAUAUAUAUACACACAUAUAUAUAAGUUUGCUGUAAUAAGUUACUGAAAAUGAAUAUAGCAAAUCAAAUUUUACUAAUCCCCCUA
Messenger RNA from Drosophila mojavensis, 1150 nucleotides. RefSeq names its product GTP:AMP phosphotransferase AK3, mitochondrial. Gene Ontology annotation, biological process: nucleobase-containing compound metabolic process. Lineage: Eukaryota; Metazoa; Arthropoda; Insecta; Diptera; Drosophilidae. Gene Ontology annotation, molecular function: ATP binding; AMP kinase activity. The record is from RefSeq and is a predicted model, not a curated record. The coding region runs from base 227 to 955 and encodes 242 amino acids. The transcript has a single exon. Gene Ontology annotation, cellular component: cytoplasm.